UGUUUGAGUGUCUGAAGCCGUUGGCUGCUCCUGAACGGUUUGGCUCUUUUCUCUGCUGACAGCCUUACAAUGUUCCUCAAUUUCUCUUCAGUAUCUAUUUUCUAGCUCUUAUUAAAUAAAUAUAAUUGUCUGAACAUAACGAGACGCUUGUCUGGAAACUUAACUACCUAUCCGUCGCCUUCAUCUGGGGCUAUAACGCCUUAUUACUACCACAUUGAAAAAAAAAAAAAAAAAAAACACUUGGGAGGAAAUUCCACACAAGCGACACCAGCACAGAAGGCACAUCUUGUGUGAUCUGGAUUUUAAAGUAUUUUACACAACGACAGAACAUCACAUCAAGUAUUGCAGGCAUGGACUACCUCCCAGAUGAUGCACAAGUCCGACAGACGUGAAUUUCGGAUGACUGAAGAAAGGUACAGUUUGAUCCUGUGAGGUUGUUGGUGAACAUCUGAAAACUUGGUCACAUGGUGCUCAGACUCUGGGACAGUACUCUUGUAAAACCUUUGUGUUGUGGAAACCUCAGAGUUAAUACUGUGGCUUCUGACCUGUGUGCUGACCUCAUGGUGUAACCAGGAGUAAAGAUGAGCAUAAGCAGCGAUGAAGUCAACUUCUUGGUGUACAGAUACCUGCAGGAGUCAGGGUUCUCCCACUCGGCCUUCACUUUCGGCAUAGAGAGCCACAUCAGCCAGUCCAACAUCAACGGCGCCCUGGUGCCCCCUGCUGCUCUCAUCUCCAUCAUACAGAAGGGCCUGCAGUAUGUGGAGGCUGAAGUCAGCAUCAACGAGGACGGCACGCUGUUCGACGGGCGGCCGAUCGAGUCCCUGUCGCUGAUCGACGCCGUGAUGCCGGACGUGGUGCAGACGCGGCAGCAGGCCUACCGGGACAAGCUGGCCCAGCAGCAGGCCGCCGCCGCCGCCGCCGCCCCCGUCGCCGCCGGCAACAUGCCGGGCAACGCCAAGAACGGGGAGAACACGGCCAACGGAGAGGAGAACGGAGCGCACGCCUUAGCCAACAACCACACGGACAUGAUGGAGGUGGACGGGGACGUGGAGAUCCCCCAGAACAAGGCCAUGGUGCUGCGCGGCCACGAGUCGGAGGUGUUCAUCUGCGCCUGGAACCCCGUCAGCGACCUGCUCGCCUCAGGGUCCGGCGACUCGACGGCGAGGAUCUGGAACCUGAGCGAGAACAGCACCAGCAGCUCCACGCAGCUCGUCCUCCGCCACUGUAUACGAGAGGGGGGGCAGGACGUCCCCAGCAACAAAGACGUCACCUCGCUAGACUGGAACAGUGAAGGUACACUACUAGCAACUGGCUCUUAUGAUGGAUUUGCAAGAAUAUGGACUAAAGAUGGUAACCUUGCCAGUACCUUGGGUCAGCACAAAGGUCCUAUUUUUGCUCUGAAGUGGAAUAAAAAAGGAAAUUUCAUCCUCAGCGCCGGAGUUGAUAAGACUACAAUCAUUUGGGAUGCGCAUACAGGAGAGGCCAAACAACAGUUCCCUUUCCACUCAGCUCCCGCGCUUGACGUCGACUGGCAGAGCAACAACACGUUUGCCUCAUGCAGCACGGACAUGUGCAUCCACGUGUGCAAGCUGGGUCAGGACCGGCCAAUCAAGACAUUCCAGGGGCACACGAACGAAGUGAACGCAAUCAAAUGGGACCCCACGGGCAACCUGCUGGCCUCCUGCUCCGAUGACAUGACCCUGAAGAUCUGGAGUAUGAAACAAGACACCUGUGUUCACGACUUGCAAGCGCACAGCAAGGAAAUCUACACUAUCAAGUGGAGCCCGACCGGGCCUGGAACCAACAACCCCAACGCCAAUCUAAUGCUGGCCAGCGCUUCGUUCGACUCCACCGUGCGGCUAUGGGACGUGGACCGAGGGAUCUGCAUCCACACGCUAACCAAACACCAAGAGCCCGUGUACAGCGUGGCCUUCAGCCCCGACGGCCGCUACCUGUCCAGCGGCUCCUUCGACAAAUGCGUCCACAUCUGGAACACGCAGACGGGAACCUUAGUCCAUAGCUACAGGGGAACAGGAGGCAUCUUUGAAGUUUGCUGGAAUGCAGCAGGUGACAAAGUGGGAGCGAGCGCAUCAGAUGGAUCUGUUUGUGUAUUAGAUCUUCGGAAAUAACACUGCUAGUUGGAAGCCAUGGACCGACUAUGAAUGUGUACAUAGCCAAAAUGACUGUCCCUGCCCCGCAUACUGCUACAGUCCCUUGUGAAACCAUGGCCAGCCACUACAGCCAAAACGAAGCAUCCCGAAAGCAGUGAAGGAGAGUGCAGGACCCCAGGGCCCCGGACCUGACUCCUCCCAGAGACUCACACAGGCGAAUCGGAGAAACCGAAAAAAGCGAAAACGAGCUAGAUAACGGACCCGUACGUGCACCAAAAUUUAAGAGAGGUUUCUUUUCUGUUCUUUAAACCAGAAUCAACAUUUAAAGAAGAAAAAAAAAGAUUUUCUUAUGUUUGUGGGUAGAUCAGUUUUGUGUGUGGCAGACAUAUCGGCUUUCUUAAUCCAACGGCAGAUUUUGGUUUCCCUCCCCCCUCCCCGACCCCCCGUUUAUAAAUGUUUAACAGAUAUCUUAGGUUUCAGCUGCAUGAAGCAGAGGAGCCGGUCGACUUUAACCGUUGCUUUUAUACCUGGAUAGAAAUGCAUCCUGGCAAAAAAAAAAACAAAUCGUCUUUGGUGGUACUGUAUGUUUUGUGGUUUAAAAAAAAAAAACACAUUGUGGGGGGGCCGUUAUUUUCGUUUUUUUUUUUUUAUAUUUCAGUUUCACUUUCCCGCAUUCUUCAGUUGUAGUUUUGAUGCUAUGGUUUUGCUGGUGAUUCAGAAUGCAGUAGUCUUUUCCUCUCUAAGUGGAUGUUGAUUUUGCGGAAUUUUAAGGAUUACGAUUGUAAGAUGGGCACAAAAAUAAGAAACGAUGCGCCAUGCAUCAUUUUGCUUUAAAACCAUAAUUAUGGUUGUAUUGUGCACUAUUGACAGAGAAACAUUAGUAAUAAAACAUUUUGAUUCAUA
Anguilla anguilla (European eel) is the source of this 3014-nucleotide messenger RNA. RefSeq names its product F-box-like/WD repeat-containing protein TBL1XR1. The coding region runs from base 582 to 2129 and encodes 515 amino acids. The record is from RefSeq and is a predicted model, not a curated record. Gene Ontology annotation, molecular function: transcription corepressor activity; protein binding. Gene Ontology annotation, biological process: regulation of transcription by RNA polymerase II. Gene Ontology annotation, cellular component: histone deacetylase complex. The transcript is spliced from 18 exons. Lineage: Eukaryota; Metazoa; Chordata; Actinopteri; Anguilliformes; Anguillidae.